GGAGGAGACGGUACUGCUGGACUCCAGUGAGAUUACACGAGUGAAGCGGGAGACACAGCCGGCUUACCAUGACACUAAGCUCCGGUAACAAGCUUCUGAAUGGAGAGACCUGUCACCGGACGAGCCAAGCGAAAAAAUGUGCCGGUAACGGGUUUGUGAAGAACCACUGCUUGUUCCAGCAGCCGCAGAAGAGAUUUCGCCGUCCGGCGGAGAAGGUGAGGCCGCCUCCUCCGGCACUCAACACACCCGGAAUCACGCUUCAGUGUCCACGUAACAGAUCCGCUAAUUCGGUUUCUCAGAUCCAUCAUGUUUCAUGCACUUCAAGGCUGUACAACAAGCCAUUUGUGGAGUCAUUUGAGGAGACACCUUUGCUCGUGGCCGUCCUCACCUACAUGGGCUAUGGCAUCCUCACCAUUUUUGGAUAUCUGCGAGACUUCCUAAGGGAAUGGAAGUUUGAAAAGUGUCACCUGGCCAGAGAGAGAGAAGAACAGAAGGAUUUUGUUCCACUGUACCAGGACUUUGAAAACUUCUACACCAGGAAUCUGUACAUGCGGAUCAGAGAUAACUGGAACAGGCCCAUAUGCAGUGUCCCAGGGGCAAAGAUGGACCUAGUGGACCGGGUCACACAUGACUACAACUGGACUUUUGAAGACACCGGGAAGAUUGUGAAGGAUGUGAUUAAUAUGGGCUCCUAUAACUACCUUGGCUUUGCGGAGAAUUCCGGCAAAUGUGCUGUUGCUGCUUCAGAGUGCACUAUGAAAUAUGGUGUGGGUGUUAGCAGCACCAGGCAGGAAAUCGGUAAUCUUGACAAGCAUGAGGAGCUGGAGAAGCUGGUGGCCAGGUUUUUAGGGGUGGAGUCAUCCAUGGUGUUUGGAAUGGGCUUUGCUACAAACUCCAUGAAUAUUCCUGCUCUCGUAGGCAAAGGCUGUCUGAUCUUAAGUGAUGAACUCAAUCAUGCCUCUCUGGUUCUGGGAGCUCGUCUCUCUGGCUCCACCAUCCGUGUAUUCAAACACAACAAUAUGCAGAGUCUGGAGAAGCUGCUUCGGGAUGCUAUCGCACACGGUCAGCCCAGAAUCCACCGACCCUGGAAAAAGAUCCUCAUCCUAGUGGAGGGAAUUUACAGUAUGGAGGGCUCAAUUGUACGACUUCCUGAGGUCAUUGCCCUCAAGAAGAAAUACAAAGCCUACCUGUAUCUGGAUGAGGCGCAUAGUAUCGGGGCAAUAGGAGCAAGAGGCAGAGGUGUGGUGGACUAUUUCGGUCUGGAUCCAACUGACGUUGACAUCAUGAUGGGCACAUUCACCAAGAGCUUCGGAGCUGCUGGAGGAUACAUCGGAGGAAAGAAGGAGCUGAUAGAUUACCUGCGCUCACACUCUCACAGUGGAGUUUACGCUACGUCAAUGUCCCCACCCGUCACUCUGCAGAUUAUCACUUCCAUGAAGUGCAUUAUGGGAGAGGAUGGCACAACGUUGGGUCAGGAAAGACUUCGUCAGUUGUCAGAAAACACAACCUACUUUCGCAGGAGACUCCACGAUAUGGGCUUUAUCAUUUAUGGGAACAAUGAAUCCCCUGUUGUACCCUUGAUGCUUUAUAUGCCAGCUAAAAUCGGAGCGUUCGGGAGGGAGAUGUUAAAGAGGAACAUUGGUACAGUGGUGGUUGGGUUUCCCGCCACACCCAUCAUUGAGUCGCGAGCACGUUUAUGUGUCUCUGCCGCCCACACCAGAGAGAUGCUGGACACAGCUUUAAACGCCAUCAGUGAAGUGGGGGAUCUACUUCAGCUGAAAUAUUCACGUAAAAACAGGCUCAGGAGCGAUGAGACCGACUAUUUUUCAUACCUUGAGAGCCACCAGGACUAGCACUUUCCAGCCCUCUUGGUGGACUGACUGCAUCUAACUUCCACCUUGGCUUUCCACCCCAGAGCGACAUGUUCUUCUUGUUCGUCUGUUUUGUUUGUUUAACUUAUUUGUCGUUUUCAUGGUUAUUCAUUUCUGUGGGCUUAUAAUGAUUGUAGCCCACCUAUCGACCAAAUUUCAAGUCUUACCCCUGUGGUCAGAAGCCAAUAUUAAUUUCAAUAUGCAAUAUCAACAGUAAUUGAAACUUCAUAUCUCUGUUUUUAUUCCUGUAUGACACAGAAUAAAAGUUAAAGCAACAGUUCACCUUAAAAUGAAUUUCAUCAUUUAUUCACCCACAUGUCGUUUUAAGAAAAUGCAAUGACUUUCUUUCAUCAAUGGAAAAUGAAAGGAAAUAUUUUGAAGAAUCUUAAGACUUCUCUUUUUCAUACAACAAAAAAGGACAAUGAUUUUUACAGUCAAGCUCCAAAAAGGACCAUAAAGCACCAUAACAGUAGUUCAUAUGACUUGUGUGCUAUAUUCCAAGUCGUCGGAAGCCAUACGUUAGCUUGGUGUGAGGAACAGAACAGCUAAAUAUAAUCACAAAAUAGCUUUUAAAUAUCAUUUUCAAACCGACCCACAAUGGCUUUGCUUUCCUAUAGGGGUUUAGCGUGGCACGAUACAUCAUGGUUCUAAAAUGUGAUGAUGGACAUCGUAGAGAUUGGACUUUUUAUUAUUAUUUUAGCGUCUUUUCUAUCCAAUACACACAAUGUUUUUAGUCCCAAUAAAUAUCUGAUGGAUCAUUCAGCACUUUUAAGAACAGUACUUUUAGCUACAUUUUAAACGAAAGGAACUGUUUUGCAUGUGCCUUUAAAAUAAUACUAAUAAUAAUAAAACUUUCUUAACACAGUUUAAAGAAUUGUGAACUAAACCGAACCGUGAGCUGAGUGUCGCGAACCAAAUUGUGAGAUGAGUGAAUCUUUACACCCCUACUGUCCUUGCACAACCUGGUAUUAUGCCUCUAAAGGCAUCAUUUUUUAAUUGAUCAUUAGUGCAAAUGAGAUUUGAAUCAUCGGAGGGUAAGAUUAUUAGUGAAUAAUGCCUUACAUUUUUACCUGUUCCUCACACAAAGCUAUCUCGUGGAAUUUAACACAAAAUCAUAUUCACUACUUUUAUGAUGCUUUUUUUUUUUUAUAUGAACUGUCAUUGUUUGGAAAAGAGCCGUAUGAACUCGUUAAAAUAUCAACUUUGUUCAUUCCAAGGACGAAAGAAAAUAGUACCAUUUGGAACCACAUGAGGAUGAGUGAAUAAUGGCAGAAUUUUCAUUUAUUAGUGAACUAUUCCUUUUUUGAAGGGGGUGGGGGUUAAGACUAACUUGAUACAUUAGUAUUUUGUUUCAGGCAGUCCAACCUUUUCCACAGUUCAAGACACUGUUGUGUUCUUUUGAGAAUGAGCUUUUAAUGAGAAAUAUACUUUUAUGGAGAAAAUGUAUUAAUGUUCAACUGUAAAUUAGAGCAUUUAUAUUCAUAACAAUAUGUAUAUCUAUCAAAAGAUUGGCAGAGAUAUUUAUUAAUACACAGAUCUAUAGUAUAUUUGCAUUUCAGUUGUCAAAUACUAGCUUUGUGUUGGUCCACAAAUCUUCAUAGCAAAUCUUUUCAAAAUCCCGUUUUCAUUGUAUACAUGUUAACAAUGUCUCCAUGACAUGUAUCUUAAUCUGAUUUGUCUUACUUGAAUUUCUGUUACUCACUGACAAUUCACAUAUCUGACAAUUUAGUCUUAAGUGUAUGACGUCUUAACCAAGAAAUCUUCCACGCUUUUGCAUCAUUUUAAACAGACAUAGUCUGACAUAUUUCACAUUUUAUUCUUUCUGUCUGUUGCUUACAAACUGCACCGUAGAGAUGUUCAUGUUGCCUUUUUAUUGUUAUAUAGCUGCUUUUGACUUUUUAUUUUUAUGUUGAGAGUUAAUGUUAUCUAUUUUUAAGAAUACUUAUCUUGUGUUCCUCACAGAAAUGCUAAAUACGGGUCACUGAUGUGAAAUGAUGUACUCCGUUAAGUCUGUAUGUAUGAUGGUGUGGCUUACGAAUGCCGGAUGUAAAAGAAAAUUUCUGUUUUUUUAUCUUCUUUGUUUUCUGAAGUCUUUGUUCUUAAUCGGACAGGCAGCUCUAUAUAUGUCUCUGAAUGCACGGGACUAUAUGACCUCAGAGCUACUGAUGACUGUUAAGAGAUGCAGAUAUGACGUUGACACAGGCUAGAUGCAUUAGCCUCUACAGACACAACUAAAUCAACUGAGCUGCAUUCGACUGUGAAACCAAAGGGCAUUCCACAAUGUGUUUGUCUCAUACUCAUUUUCAGUUGUUACUUUCAGCAAAUGCACAUGCGCUAUCGCAAUUUUCUUCUGUGUACUUGCAUAAGAAAUUGUGGCAUUCACUGAAUGUGGUUGUUUAAUCAUUUGUUUUAAGAUAAUUAAAUAAUAUAAAAACUGGAAGUGUCAAACAAUACAGUUGUUUUAUUUCAUGUUUAUGAGACAAGUUAAAUGUAUGUCAUAGUAAUUAGAUAAUAAUGGUAUCGUAAGAGCUUUCAGCAGGUUCCAGUUGCUGUUCAUUGCCGUGGUUAAAGUAACCUUUAUAACCUCUUUAGAGCUUUCUUAAAAACCUCACAGCUCCGAUUGCUCUAUUGAGGGAAACUGUCCAUAAAAUUGUGAGAUUAAACAUUUUGCUUGACACUCACAGAUUUAGACUUGUGUACCAGACAAUGAUGGAAUAAAGAAUGUACAGUCUGCUUGUUUAUGCACAACCAACCUGUGACACAUCUGAUGUAAAGCCUUGAAGGAGUUUAUUUUGCUGUAAUAAGCAGAUACUUAUAAAAUAAAUAAUGUAUAUGACAUUGAUUUGGGUUUAAAUUAUUUUAUGUCA
Messenger RNA from Xyrauchen texanus (razorback sucker), 4738 nucleotides. Its product is annotated as serine palmitoyltransferase 2-like. The record is from RefSeq and is a predicted model, not a curated record. NCBI's taxonomy places the organism in Eukaryota, Metazoa, Chordata, Actinopteri, Cypriniformes, Catostomidae. Gene Ontology annotation, biological process: sphingosine biosynthetic process; ceramide biosynthetic process. Bases 69 to 1853 code for a protein of 594 amino acids. Gene Ontology annotation, molecular function: pyridoxal phosphate binding; serine C-palmitoyltransferase activity. Gene Ontology annotation, cellular component: serine palmitoyltransferase complex. The transcript has 12 exons.